GAGCAAUUGUCGUUGACAGCUUCAUGAUCAAAUUUACAACACCGUGUUAUUUGGCAAAUAAUUCGAAUAAUUAGUGAUAUUGCAAUUAUUAUAAAUUCCUUUGUGAAAACAAAUUCCCGUGUUCGCUUUGCGCGGUCAUGGGUUUGAACGAUUACGUUUAUUCAGUGUUAGAUAAUCCUAUUUGCAGAUACGUUCUUUACGAAAAUCCUGUAUCACAAACGGUGAAAACAGUAAUGACCGAAAAAAGCUUUGUACCAUCCUCAAAACAAAUCACAGUGAUUACAGAAAAAACCCCCUUAUGGAAACUUGCAAGAGAAAAUGGCUCUUUUUUAAGAUUGGCCAGUGUUAUGGGGGCUUCUGCAGUUGCGUUAGGUGCCUACGGAGCGCACAGAAAGUACCCUGAAGGGAAAGCAGAUCUGCUGAAACCAGUAUUUGAGACAGCUAACAGAAUGCAUUUUUUUCACUCAUUAGCUCUAUUAGGAGUUCCCAUGUCUAGAAAUCCCGCUGUGGCUGGAUCAUUAUUUUUGAUGGGAACAAUUCUAUUCUCUGGUCCUUGCUACUAUUAUGCCUUCACCGGGGAGAAUAAAUUAGGGAAAUUGGCACCCAUUGGAGGAACAAUAUUGAUAGUAGCAUGGCUUUCCUUGGCGUUUUAAUAUUAUUAUUAAGUGGCAUGCAAUGGAAUUUUUUUAUGUGAUAUAUUUUGUUUAUUCAUCAAUAUUCAUGAAAAUAUAAUUUGUUUUUAAAUUUUAUUUUCUGUGGUAAAAAUGAGACAUGUACCUAAUCUUCAGUGUUGUAAAAAAAUAAAAGGUAGUUGCUAGAAACA
Molecule: messenger RNA, 823 nt
Organism: Coccinella septempunctata (seven-spotted ladybird)
Lineage: Eukaryota; Metazoa; Arthropoda; Insecta; Coleoptera; Coccinellidae
Product: transmembrane protein 256 homolog
Exons: 3
Coding region: 138-653 (171 amino acids)
Source: RefSeq, a predicted model, not a curated record